UAGAUAGCUAUCUUCCUCGCAGAAGAGUUUUUACUUCCGGUUUUGUCGGCGAGCACGAAUAUCUUCGAAAAUGGAUUUUGCCAUGAGCUUGGUCCCAGAUAGUAUUAAGUCACUUCCUGUGUACAUGGAUUUUGAUGGGCAGCGUCGAGCAGAGAAAACAUUCCAGAUCAUCAUUGUCCUGUUUGGUUUUGUUGGGUUUGUGUGGGGGUACAUCUGCCAGCAGUUCUCACAGACAAUGUACAUCCUCCUGGCUGGGUUUGCCCUGUCCUGCCUUCUUACCCUGCCCCCAUGGCCGAUGUACCGCCGCAAGCCCCUCCAGUGGCAGAAGGCCCGCCCCAGGGCUGACGGGGAUGGACCCAACACACAACAAAAAACAAAGAAGAAGAAUAAGUAAAUUCAACAUGGCGAAAUUAUGUUGUUUCCUCAUAUUUGUAAAUGUAUGCUCUGUCGGUUUAACUCAUUUGGAUGUGGAUGAAAGGUUUGCAGAUGUUUCAUUAAAUAUUGUUUCGUUAAA
Haliotis rufescens (red abalone) is the source of this 514-nucleotide messenger RNA. RefSeq names its product signal peptidase complex subunit 1-like. The transcript has 4 exons. Bases 71 to 394 code for a protein of 107 amino acids. NCBI's taxonomy places the organism in Eukaryota, Metazoa, Mollusca, Gastropoda, Lepetellida, Haliotidae. Gene Ontology annotation, cellular component: signal peptidase complex; endoplasmic reticulum membrane. The record is from RefSeq and is a predicted model, not a curated record. Gene Ontology annotation, biological process: protein targeting to ER.